AAAAAUAUAUCGCAAAAAAUCGAGCAUUUAAUUCUGAAUCAAAGAUAAAAACAAGUAUUGAAAAAUGUCAUAUUAAAUUAACAUCCCCAAAAGAUAAAAAGGAAUUAUUCUUAUUAAAUAAUUGCAUAGAUAUUUCUUCUUUCCAGUCAUUACCGCAAAAAUUAGUCAAUAUUAUGAUACAAUCAAAAAACUUUAAUUAUAAUUCAUUUUUUAAUAAUCUUUAUUUUCAGGCCGAUUUUCCAUUGAUUGAAUUGAAUUUUGAAAGAGAUACUAUUAAACUAACCAAGGAAAUAAAAACAGCAGUAGACAAUGCUUUGAAUAACGAGAGGCCAUAUCAAGAAUUAAUUAAAGUAUUCAAUACAUUCGGUUAUUUAUUGUCUUUGAAAGUUAUUCUUGGUCAAAAACUAUACAGAUCAUGUAUUUUACAAAAGAGAUUAGACCUUGUUGAUGAACAAAUAGAAUUUAAAGAAAAUUAUUCAUCGGAGCUAGAUAAGCUUUUUAUUUUAUGGAAAGAUCAGUACGGAUUCGAUGAAAAGUACUUGAUGUCGAUAAAUGGAAAAGUUGUUAGAAAAAAUGAUAUUGAAAAGUGGCUAAAUGAACAUUUGAGACAAGAUUUUAAAUUAUUACGAAUUAUUGAUCAAAGUGAAUUAGUUCCAUUAUAUGAACUGUUUGAAGAACCGAUUAGGGGCAAUAUUAAAUCAAUUCUAGGAAUAGAUAAUCUUCCAAAAAUUCUUAUGACAGGGGUCGUGCAGAUUGUGAAGGGUGUCAAUUAUUAUAAUGUAGACUUUCCUUGUCAUUUAGAAAGUAGCAAUUAUCAUAUUUUUGCAAAUAUAACUAGAUCAAAUAAACAUUCAUUUGAUGUUAUUGAUGAAGCUAUUGUAAAAAUACGAUCUGGUAGCAGGACAGGUUUUUUAGCAAGAAUUGAAAAUUUUUAUGAAAUCAACGAUAUAAAUCCGGAAAACUUACAAAUUAUGUGGAUGCUAAUUGGGUUUCCGGAUGAAAUUAAUUUUUAUAGUCCGUAUACACGAGAAUUAUCUAUCAUAAGCAUGGAAAUUCAGAAUGUUGACAGUGGCAAAACAAGUGUAUUAAUAGAUGUUCCAGAAAAUUUACCAGCAAACUCCAGAAUAGUUUUGUCAUUUGAAUAUCCCUUGUCAAAUGAUUAUUCGAAAACUCAGGAUGGCAAAAUUGAAUUAAAAAUAGAUUACAAUCCAUUUGAUAAUAAUGACAGUACCUAUUCUGAGGGUACGAUGCCUGGAAACGAGCCUGAAAUUGAUGUUCAUGAAGACGAUAAUGUUGAAAGUGAAUCUGAAAACGAUAAUAUUGAAAGUGAAUCUGAAAACGAUAAUGAUGAAGGUGAAUCUGAAGAUGAUGCUGAAAAUGGAUCUGAAAGCGAUAAAGUUGGUGAAUCUGAAGAUGCUGAAAAUGGAUCUGAAAGCGAUAAAGUUGAGAGUGGUACUGAAAGUGGAUAUGAAAGUGAUGGUGCUGAAAGUGAAUAUGAAAGUGAUGGUGCUGAAAGUGAAUAUGAAAGUGAUGGUGCUGAAAGUGAAUACUCAAGUAUCAAUGCUGAAUAUAAUAUUAAGUAUUCUCUUUAUUCAUAUAUUUUUAUUUUUAACCAUGAAUUUAUAAAGGCUGACGUAUCAAAUAGUGAACAUAAAAAUCUACAUUUGAAAGCGAUUGGUUCAUCAAUUAACUAG
Racocetra persica is the source of this 1694-nucleotide messenger RNA. NCBI's taxonomy places the organism in Eukaryota, Fungi, Glomeromycota, Glomeromycetes, Diversisporales, Gigasporaceae. The record is from the annotation of a GenBank genome assembly.